This is a messenger RNA of Puccinia graminis f. sp. tritici CRL 75-36-700-3, 1401 nucleotides long. RefSeq names its product glutamate-5-semialdehyde dehydrogenase. The record is from RefSeq and is a predicted model, not a curated record. Lineage: Eukaryota; Fungi; Basidiomycota; Pucciniomycetes; Pucciniales; Pucciniaceae. Bases 1 to 1401 code for a protein of 466 amino acids. The transcript has 4 exons. Gene Ontology annotation, molecular function: glutamate-5-semialdehyde dehydrogenase (NADP+) activity; NADP binding.
AUGAAGAAGACGGUCAUCAACGAGGUAGCAAGCUCAGCCAAGAAAGCAUUCGACGAACUGCAAUCGAUCGACGAUCGAAACAAGAAGACCGAAGGACUAGAGAGACUGAAACGAGCACUGGUCGAGAGGAAGGAGGAGAUACUCAGGGCGAACGAUCUGGAUGUUCAGGCUGCAGAAGGAUUAGUCAAGGAAGGCAAGCUAUCCGAGUCGAUCGUCAAUCGAUUGAACCUACGCUCGAGUUCGGACAAGUUUGACUCGAUCGUCGAUGGGAUCGAAGCGGUCAUCAAGCUCGAAGAUCCAACCGGGAAGAUCCAGUCGGUCACCAAGCUAGAUGAAGGACUGGAGCUCUACAAGGUCAGCUGUCCGAUCGGCGUCCUCCUAAUCAUCUUUGAGGCUCGUCCGGAGGUGCUCGUGAAUAUUGCUGCCCUGGCCGUCAAGAGUGGGAAUGCGGCGAUCCUCAAGGGCGGCAAGGAAUCGAACAAGACCCAAGAGGUCCUGACGACGAUCAUCAAUGAGGCCCUCUCGAGCUGUCUGCCAGCCAAUCUGAUCCAGACCGUCUCCUCUCGAUCGGAUAUCAACGAGCUACUCGAACAGAAUCAGUUCAUCGACCUCGUCAUCCCUCGUGGGAGUAAGGAGUUGGUCCAGUUCAUUCAGAAUCAUACCAAGAUCCCCGUCCUGGGCCAUGCCGAUGGUCUCUGCAAUAUCUAUGUGGACCAAGAUGCUGAUCCUCAGAAGGUCAUCCGAUGUGUCUUGGAUGCCAAGACCACUUAUCCCGCAGCCUGUAAUUCGGUGGAAACCCUACUGGUCCAUCGAUCCUGGCUAGGGGAUUCGUUUACCGAGCUAGUGCUGAGCCUGUUGAACGAGAAGGUGACCCUGAAACUCGACCAAGCCAGUUUGGAUGUACUCAAGUCGAGUGGCAAGGUGACGAACCAUCUGCUGUUUUGGUCGAACUGUUCGUUGGCACGGGAGGAGGAUUUCAAGACGGAAUGGUUAUCCUUGACGCUCUCGAUCAAGACUGUGGAUGAUCUGACGGCGGCGAUCGAGCACAUCAAUCAGUACUCCUCCCAUCACACCGACUCGAUCCUUACCGAGUCGAGCAGUCAUGGGAGCCGUUUCUGUCGUGCGGUGAAUAGUGCGUCGGUCUAUGUGAACUGUUCGACCCGGUUUGCCGAUGGUUUUCGGUAUGGGUUCGGGACAGAGAUCGGGAUCAGUACGAGCAAGAUCCACUCGCGCGGUCCGGUUGGCUUGGAUGGCCUGGUGAUCUAUAAGUGGAUGAUGUUUGGGAGUGGCGAUCGGGCUCAUAUCACGGCUGAUUACGGGCAGGGCAAGCUGAGACAGUUCCUGCACUCGAACGUCCCAGUCGAUCAACCUGGUCUCUUUAAUCCCUUCUCUUCCGAUUAG